Sphaeroforma arctica JP610 is the source of this 1978-nucleotide messenger RNA. RefSeq lists its product as hypothetical. Gene Ontology annotation, cellular component: membrane. The record is from RefSeq and is a predicted model, not a curated record. Gene Ontology annotation, molecular function: alpha-(1->3)-fucosyltransferase activity. Bases 1 to 1872 code for a protein of 623 amino acids. The transcript has 11 exons. NCBI's taxonomy places the organism in Eukaryota, Ichthyosporea, Ichthyophonida.
AUGGAGAAGGGAGACAUGCGUGAAACCAACCUCGGUACCAAAGGACGCGCCCUAGCCGAUGAAGAAGACCAACUAGAAUCAUCCCAGCAAAAGGGCACACUCUUAGCUCCCAUGGUACAGCACUUGCAUAGUCAGCUAUUAUGCGCCUAUGUUCAGAACCUCGGCGUUGUGCUACACGAUAUUGGGAGCUCUAUCGGUGGCACCUCCGAUGUAAAUAAGGAUAGAGUCAUGAUCCAUGCACUGAGCCUCACGCGUGCCAAGCAGGGUACAAAAGAGCUUGAUGGAGAUUAUGAAGAAGAAGAAGAGGAUGAGGAGGGAAACGAGGUGCAUGACAGUCACAAACAAAGUGACGAGGGAACGAAAGAGCUUGAUGAAGAUAAGGAAGCAGAGGUGCAUGAUAGUCACAAACAACGUGACGAGGGAUCAAAAAAUAUUGACGAAGAUAAGGACGGAGACGUGCAUGAUGGUCACAAGCGAAGUGACAAGGGAUCAAAAAAUAUUGAUGAAGAUAAGGAAGAAGAGGUGGAAAAGGAAGGAGAGGUGGAUGACAGCCACAAACAAAGUGACAAGAAACACAAGUCAAAGGCCAAGAAGGAGACUACAGAGCUUUACGAAGAAGAGGAGGAAGAAGAGGAGGAAGAGGUGCACCACAGCCAUAAACACAGUGACAAGAAGCACAAGUCAAAGAGCACUGACGUGGAUCACGCGGUACGAGAGUUCACCAUGGAAGAUCCGGCUACUAUAUUUGUAAUGGGCACUUUCUUUGGCUUCCAUACCUACCUCCACGAGGCCCAUCUGUUCAACUACACCAAGCAGUGCAAGGUGCCCUGCCGCUUCAUCACCAGAUUUAACCCCAAAGAGAAGAAGUGUGUAACUCAUGCGCCCCGCGACGACACGAGAAUACCAUACGGAGACUGCGAGAACGCUUUGGAAGAAGCGGACAUCGUUCUUCGUCAUAAGCAGUGGAGAUACUUAAGCGCAGCCGAGCCACACAAGGAAGGUCAAAAGACGGCUUUCCUGACUAUUGAAAGCGGACACUAUGCACCAGAUCUGUGGGACAACCGCCGCCUGGGCCAAAUUGAGAUGACCUUCAGGAAGAAGGCGGACAUCCGCGUCAACUACUUCUCCAACGAAUUCAGAAGUAUUCCCGAUCUCUACCACAAAGUGUCUCAUUCGCUCGUGAACAAAGCGAAAGUGGGCGGUGACAUGGCACUGGCCACGGCGUUCAUCUCCAACUGCAUCAAGCACAGAGCCGACUAUGUGCAACGCAUGGAGAAGGCUGGCAUGAGUGUAGAUAUGUAUGGCCUGUGCGAUGUGCUCAGAAACAAGGAUGAGAAUAAAGACAUCAAGAAGUAUGCGAAGGGAGGACGGAUGAAGAAGGCGGACCGCAAGCAGUUCCUGAGUAGCAUGCACAAGUUCAUCCUGGCGUUUGAGAACAGACAGGUCGACGACUACGUGACCGAGAAAUUCUUCCAGGCGCUCGUGUCAGGUGCGUUGCCUAUCUACCGUGGAGCCCCGAAUAUCAAGGAGUACGUUCCCAAUCUGGACUACCCAUCAUUCAUCAAUGCGGAUGCCUUUGAGACCCCGGAGGACCUCGUGAAGUACAUGAAUAAGGUGGUAGCCAAUCAGACGCUCUAUGACUCGUACUUUGAGUGGAAGAAGAAACCGUUCAGGAAAGAGUUCCUGGAUUUGUUUACCUGGUCUCGCGAUACCAUUCCAUGCAGGAUAUGUGAGUAUGCUCAGAAGCAGUACGACGUGCAGGGCAAACGCUAUUUGAUUGACGGCCGUGACUUGGCCGAAGAAGCUCUAGUGCACUACAUGCAGGAAACAGACGACAAGCAUGCAUGGAAGGCACAGGAAGGCUACAACUGAGUACCUAUUACUCGGUCAAACGUACAUAUAUAGCUUAUAUAGGUUAACAAGAGAAUAUUACACUACGAUACGUGUAAUUUAGCAUAAAGUAUAAAGAUGAGCAACG